AUGGCGACUACCCUGUGUGUUCGGGAUCCCAGUGAAACCCCAAGCCUUUCUCAGGGACCUGAAGAAGAAGCAGAAAAACCUGUGAAAACUAAGACUGUUUCUUCCAGUAAUGGAGGGGAAAGUUCCAGUUGCAGCGCUGAAAAGCAAUCAGCUGACGAAGAAGCUGCAGACCUCCCAACAAAGCCUACAAAGAUCUCCAAGUUUGGAUUUGCCAUAGGUAGUCAGACGGCAAAGAAAGCAUCGGCCAUAUCCAUCAAACUUGGAUCAAAUAAGCCUAAGCAAACGGUUCCAACUCUUGCUCCAAAAACCCUUGCAGUAGCAGCAGCUUUCAAUGAAGAUGAAGAUAGUGAACCAGAAGAAAUGCCUCCAGAAGCAAAGAUGAGGAUGAAGAAUAUCGGAAGGGACACACCAACAUCGGCUGGACCAAACUCCUUUAAUAAAGGAAAGCAUGGCUUUUCCGAUAAUCAGAAGCUGUGGGAGCGAAAUAUAAAAUCUCAUCUUGGAAAUGUACAUGACCAAGACAAUUAAAUGAAGUGUUUUGAGAUUGGGGUGUGGGUGGGUGCAGUUAGAAGGAACAGUCUCCUUUUGUAAAGAAUGGUGUAAGACUA
Peromyscus leucopus (white-footed mouse) is the source of this 608-nucleotide messenger RNA. Its product is annotated as PEST proteolytic signal-containing nuclear protein-like. The record is from RefSeq and is a predicted model, not a curated record. NCBI's taxonomy places the organism in Eukaryota, Metazoa, Chordata, Mammalia, Rodentia, Cricetidae. The transcript is spliced from 2 exons. Gene Ontology annotation, cellular component: nucleus. The coding region runs from base 1 to 528 and encodes 175 amino acids. Gene Ontology annotation, biological process: protein ubiquitination; proteasome-mediated ubiquitin-dependent protein catabolic process.